Messenger RNA from Suillus plorans, 1836 nucleotides. RefSeq lists its product as uncharacterized. The transcript is spliced from 11 exons. Bases 1 to 1836 code for a protein of 611 amino acids. The record is from RefSeq and is a predicted model, not a curated record. Lineage: Eukaryota; Fungi; Basidiomycota; Agaricomycetes; Boletales; Suillaceae.
AUGUUGCUAUGCAACCAGUUGUCAAACCCUGACUUUAAGGAUGGUUUUGACCAUGCUUCAUGCCAAGUGUAUAGUAACAACCAUGAGAGGGUCUUCAGUGAUUUCAUGUCUGGAAAUUGGGCGUGGAACCAAUACAAUGGCGCAAUAUUCGUUCCUGUCAUCUUGGGUAGCGACAAGAUAACCAUGUCAAUUACAACUGGAAACAAUGAAUACUAUCCACUGUACAUUUCAAAGGGAAAUGUACAUAACAAUAUUCGAUGCACUCACAUUAAUGCUGUUAGCUUGGCAAUUCUCUCAUCACUUCGGCCCACAAUGACUACACCAGAGGUGCCAUUAUGUUCUGAUGGACAUUACUGUUGCGCAAUUCAUGAGCUCAGACCAUAUAUCGCUGAUUACCCCAAGCAAUGUUUACUUUCCUGUAUUGUUCAAGGCUGGUGCCUAAGGUGUACUGCCUCAAAAAGAGACUUGGACAAGAAGAAUGCAGGUCACCUCCGAACACAUGAAUUUACUGAACUAUUGAGGGACAUGUAUACAUGGAAAGUGUUAUGGGACAACUGGGGGAUCGUCAAUGAUAUUAUGCCAUUUAUAGCCUCAUUUCCUCGGGCAAAUAUUCAUGAGUUGUUGUCACCCAAUCUGCUCCACCAGGUGAUUAAAGUUUCUGCUGCUCCGUCGUUCCCUGGUUUAAGACGCUUUCCUGAAGGUCAACACUUCAAACAAUGGACAGGUAAUGAUUCAAAGGCCCUGAUGAAGGUAUUUCUUCCUGCAAUUACCGGCCUUGUUCCAGAUCAAAUGGCUAACCUAGAUGCACUGGACAAUGCUUUGGCUUGGUUUCAUAAAGAGCACAACAUUUUCAUUGACUCUAGUGUUAUGCCAGACGGAAUAUCACUUCCACGCCAACAUGCUUUGAUGUAUUAUCAAACACUUAUACAGCUUUAUGGUGCCCCAAAUAGCUUGUGCUCAUUGAUCACGGAGUCGAAGCACAUCAAGGCCAUCAAGAAACCCUGGAGGCGCUCAAAUCAUCACCUACCUUUAGGUCAGAUGCUCUUGAUCAACCAGCGACUCAAUAAACUUGCUGCAUUCAAAUUCCUAAACCCAGCCUCAUUGGAACCUGCUGACAUAGAUCAAGGUGACUUCGAGGAUCCCAAUGACAAAUUUGAUCCUGAGGAGGCUCGUUUUAGAAAUGACUCCAAUCUUGAGGAUGUUGAGCCAGAUACUGAACUCACUAGGAUUCAAGCAUCUGUAGAACUGGCUCAGACUCGAGUGAUGGAGUACCCUCAUCAGCUUCCCGAAAUUGCUGUAUUUAUCAACUGCCUGAAUCUUCCUGAGCUAGUGGGCCGCUUUCUAUAUGAUCAGUGCAAUCCAAAUGCUUCCAUUCAAGCAGCUGAUAUAGUAGAUGUCAGUGUUCUUCCAGUUAUCGAGGAGAGAGUAGAUGUUUUCAACUCAGCUGUUGCAACAUUCCGUGCUCCAAGUGACAUCUACCCCUCUCUCUCUGGAUUUCAAGGCCUAUAUGUCGCUCAAGUCAUCCUCUUCUUUUCUAUCACUUAUUGUGGUCAGCUGUAUCCAUGUGCAUUGGUUUGUUGGUUCACUCCUAUUGGCAAUGAGCCAUGUAAACCCACUGGCAUGUGGAUGGUAGAACCUGAAUUGGAUGACAAUAGUGGGGAGCGGCUUGUGUCUGUCAUUCACUUGGACAGUAUCAUGUGUGCAGCACACCUGAUAGGUGUUUAUGGUUCACAAGACAUUCCCCAUCAUCUCAAACACACUGAUUCUUUGGUUGCUUUUUUGGCUUACAAUGUUAAUAAAUUUUCAGAUUAUCAUGCUUAUGAAAUCGCUUAUUAA